Molecule: messenger RNA, 1510 nt
Organism: Rhizopus microsporus ATCC 52813
Lineage: Eukaryota; Fungi; Mucoromycota; Mucoromycetes; Mucorales; Rhizopodaceae
Product: tryptophan--tRNA ligase, cytoplasmic
Exons: 6
Coding region: 5-1249 (414 amino acids)
Biological process (GO): tryptophanyl-tRNA aminoacylation
Cellular component (GO): cytoplasm
Molecular function (GO): tryptophan-tRNA ligase activity; ATP binding
Source: RefSeq, a predicted model, not a curated record
AUAAAUGUCAGAACUUACAGACGGUGUUGCCAAUUUGACCAUUGAACAAGACAAGGCUACUGUAUCCGGAGUCUCUCAAAAUGUAACACCUUGGGAAGUAGAAGGAGCUAUUGUCGAUGGUGUUCAACAGGCUAUUGACUAUAACAAGUUGAUUGAACAGUUUGGUACCCGACCUAUUGAUGAUGCUUUAUUGGAACGAUUUGAAAAACUCACAGGACGUCAACCUCAUAUAUUCUUGAAAAGAGGUGUCUUUUUCUCUCAUCGAGAACUUGGCAAUAUCCUUGACCGUUACGAACAAAAGAAACCAUUCUUCUUGUACACGGGCCGUGGACCUUCUAGUGCCGCCAUGCAUCUUGGACAUAUGGUUCCUUUUAUCUUUUGCCAGUGGUUACAAGACGUGUUUGACGUGCCUUUGGUCAUUCAGUUGACUGACGAUGAAAAGUUUUUGUUCAAGUCCAAUUUGACCGUGGAGAUGUGUAGACAGUUUUCCAAAGAUAACGCAAAGGAUAUCAUUGCCUGUGGAUUUAAACCUGAAAAGACCUUUAUUUUCUCAGACUUUGACUAUGUCAGUGGCCCCUUUUAUCAAAAUGUCGUUCGAAUUGCCCGUUGCAUUACUAUCAAUCAAUCCAAGGCUACCUUUGGUUUCAAUGAUAGUGAUAAUGUAGGCAAAGUUCAUUUUGUGUCUGUCCAAGCUGCUCCUUCUUUCUCCAACUCUUUCCCUCAAAUCUUUGGAAACAGAUCGGACAUUCCUUGCCUGAUUCCCUGUGCUAUUGACCAAGAUCCUUACUUCCGUUUGACUCGUGAUGUAGCCAAACGAUUAAAGUAUCCCAAACCUAGUUUGAUUCAUGCUAAAUUCUUUCCAGCCUUACAAGGUCCUCAAACCAAGAUGAGCGCAUCGAUCGAUACUUCUGCCAUUUUCAUGACCGAUACACCCAAACAGAUCAAGAACAAGAUCAACCGACACGCUUUUUCAGGUGGAGGUGCUACGCUUGAAGAACAUAGAGAAAAGGGAGGUAAUCCAGAUGUGGAUGUGGCCUACCAGUAUCUUUCUUUCUUUUUAGAGGAUGACGAAGAGUUGAAACGCAUUCAUGAUUCUUAUAAAUCGGGUGAAUUAAUGACGGGUGAACUAAAGAAGAGAUGUAUCGAAGUGUUGCAGAAAUUCGUUGGAGAAUUUCAAGAAAGAAAGAAUGCAAUCACAGACGAAACGAUUGCUUAUUUUAUGGACAAGGACAAAAAGAUCGAAGCUUAAAAAUAAAUGUGUAACAAUUAAAUCAUCAAGGGUCCCUUUUUUUUUGGCGCACACACCAAAUCUCAAAGGAGUGGCAUUGUCUUCUUCUUGAGCAGUACGCGUCAAUAAUUGCAAUUUAACCAUAAAUAGACAUCUUUGAUAUGUCUAUAGCUUACCCUUAGGAGCCACCACCUGCUUCACUUAAUAACAUAGUAUAUAUGCAUGGUUUUUUAUAGUAAUUUGUUUUUAUACCAAUGGGGAUUGGUAUAAAAUCGCUGGGGA